AUGACGAAAUCUCAGAUGGAAUCAGGCUGGAGGCGGCUGGUGGCGGCGGCCCUGCUGCUGGCUGGGCUGUUGUGCUGCCCUGGGUUGGUCAAGACUGAAGACUCGCUUUACUCCUCCAACGAAUUGCCGUUUGCCCUCUACUUGCUUCCACCACCCGCCCGCCAUCACGAGGCCCUUACCAAGCGGCAGGCGGUGUACGAGGCCACUGUGGAUGACCAGCUUCGCCCGCAACUUGAGCUCUCGAUCCCGGCCAGGAAAGCUGAGGUGAGAAGGACGCAGCAGACACAGGGGAGCAGCGCACCUAUCCUCCUACGGCCCAUCGUGGUUGCUAAGUUUUACCCUGAAUAUCAGCCUGGAUAUGGUCAUGACGACACCCUGGGCGCACUGGAUUCCUAUGCCUCUGUGCCUCACUUAGACGGCGUAGCGAACUCACCCAGUACCUUCCCCGGGACGCCUCUCGACUACUCCCAUCAGCAGCUGAUUCAACCACAUGUCCACCCAAAGAAAUCCUCCAGCAACCUCAAGAAACUCCUGAGCAAACCCAAGAAGAUGAUGAAGGUGAUGACCGCCACGGAUGAAGGCCAGCUGGUCCCAAAGGCAGUGCCCGGAGUGAUGCUGCCCACAGAUGACGGCCAGCAGGAGGCCUUCGUACCCGCUGAUUUGCUGGAGUACGCCGACACCUUACUGACCUCAGGCUCCAGCCUCAACCCCACCGUGGUCCUGCCUACCACGGGGGAAGCGCCGAUGAAAGGAAUGCCCUUCAACUUCGCCUAUAUUGUGGAUGACGAGGCCACAGAGAACUUCCAGACUCGGCAGGAGGAAGGAGACAAACAGGGCGUUGUUACCGGCUGCUUCCAGGUUCUGGAUCCCACCGGUCUGGUCAGAACCACCACAUACCGCGCAGACGACACCGGCUUCCACAUAAUUUCCCUCACUCGCAGCCCUGACAAGACACCUUGCCCUGGUAUUGAUGACGCUACUCGUUCCCCCGCCUCCCUCCCUACCCCUACCGGCCGCCCAGUCCCAGCUUCCUACGGCCAGAAUAACAAUGGCGCCUACGCUUCUAACCUAAACUCUCUUAACAGAUUUAGCUCCUCUUCCUCUUCCUCUUCUUCUUCCUCUUCCUCCCAGGAGAGCAGCUCGAGUAGCUCCGGCCAGUACAGUAGCAGCAACUUCAAUGCCAAGAACGGCCUCGCACAGCAGGCAGCCGUGGCCAGGACGGCGGCGAGUGAAACGUUGUCCAAGGACGAGUGGAUGGCCCAGUAUCUCCAGGAGGUCACCAAGAACCUCUACAACUCCUUCACCAACUCCUCCUCCACCACCGAGAACCAAAGCUUCUCCAACAACGCGGCCUACAACACCAACGAGAACUUCAUCAACUUUCCUUUUGUGCUCAUCCCCAUCAAGACUUUCCUGGACCUGCAGAAGACCGGAGCCAUCUCUGAUGAUGUUCAGAGUUAUGGCGCCUUCGUGCAGCCACAGCCUUACCAAGUGAAUGGUUAUGGGCAGCAACAGCAGCAACAACAGCAGCAACAACAGCAGCAACAAAGACAACAACAAAGACAGUACACCGUGAGCAAAACAACAAAGCAGACAUCCAGCAAUUCCCACAACGCAGAGCAGAGCAGCAGCCAGCAAGGUUCAUAUCGCAGCCAGGCAGCUAACAGCGGCGUCCAGCGGGGCUAUGGACAGCAGGGAGGCGGUUCAUUGGGCCAACAGCAUCAACAAUAUCAAAGUCAUCAAGCUUCUCAGUCUUCAUCCAAAAAGUCCAGCAGCAGCAGCAACAGCAGCAGCAGCAGCCAACAAGUUGGUUAUCAAGGAGUAAAUUCCGGUUAUCGGCCGACUGCUGCCCAGGGAAAUCAUGCGUUUGGGCAGCAGCAGUACCACAGGCAACAGUCCGCUAAGAGCUCUGAAGAAAGCAGCAGCAGUAGUAGUAGCAGCAGCAGCAGCCAACAGGCAGCAUACCUAGGCCGAGGAGUAAACAGUGGCUAUCAGCAAGCUGGUCGUGGACAGCAGGAGAGCCAAGCACUGGGUCAUCAGCAACAGUAUAGAAGUCAGCAAUCGUCCCAGUCUUCAAAGAAGAGCAGCAGCAGCAGCAGCAGUAGCAGUGGUAGCAGUUUCUCAGGAAGCAUCCAAGGUUACGGGGGCCAGUCUUCCCAAGGAUCUGGAACAAGGCCCACUCCCACCUACGGCACGCCCACGCUCCCUGGCUACGUCCCGCCCAGGACCCCAUCAACCUACCAGCCACCAACUCAGCCCACUAAUCCUCCCUCAACUUAUCGCCCACGCCCAACCCCCACCAUCCCUCCCUCAACCUACCAGCCACGACCACAACCAACCCUCACCCUUCAACCUACCAGCCACGACCACAACCUACCCUCCCCCCUUCAACUUACCAGGCACGACCACAACCUACCCUUCCCCCUUCAACUUAUCAACCACGACCCCAGCCCACCACCCCUACUGUUCCAGCCUUCAAUUAUAAUAACGGCGGGAUAGGCGGGGCCAGAUUCUUCUCACAGAACUCUCAGUCAUCAGAGGAGUCCCAGUCGUCCCAGCAGCAGCAGCAGCAGCAGCAGCAGGCAUACAGUGGUGUUAACUUCAACAACGGCGUGGCUGCGCAAAGAUUGCAUUCCGCAUCUUCAUCGAAAAGUGCUUCUGAAAAUAAAAGUUCCAAGUCAUCGUCUUCGUCCUCUCAGUUUGUAGGAAACAGCGGUCACCUGGGAGGGGGCGGCCGUCACGCCUCUGCUAACUACAAGUCCGAGUCCUCCUCAUCCUCCUCCUCUUCAUCAUCAUCUUCCAAAAAAUCUUCGAGUAGUUUUGUCGGCGGCUUCGGCAUCGGGGUGGGUGGUCAGGCCCAUAACUUCCCUCAGCUGGCUGCGUACGAGCCUCAGCCUGCCCCAUCCACUCUCUCCUCUAACGCUGUGCCGUCACCACCUUCGUCAGCGCCACGCACUUAUAAUGCCAUCGCCAAGCCAAACAUCAAAGUUCCAGCCUCCAGCGGGCCUCAGCACACCCUCCCUCAGCCCAGUCUGAUAAGCUCUGCAGCACCUUACCAUGCACAAACAGAAUCUCAUGUCCCCGACUACUCUCUCUUCUCCCCACCAGCGGCUGAACCUACCUCUGGCAUGGAAGGCUGGACUCCCAUCACUACUGACUACAUCCCUCCACAGGAACCAACAAUCCAGUAUCAAGCAUUGCCACCACAGCCUCCCCAAGGGUAUGGCGCCGCCCCCGGCCAAAACAACCAAAACAACAACUUUGCAAGCUUUUCUUACUCCUCAGACAAAAGUUCCUCCAAACAAAGCAGCUCCUCGCAGCAGAAUCACCAGCAAAGCAGCGUUGUGUGGGCUGGACCCUAGACCAAGUCCCGCACUAGAGAUUCGGCUACCACAAAAAAAACGUCACCUCAGAUGAAGAGCAUAAAACACUCACUCGUUGUUAGCCUGAAACCAGCAUGCCCUUUGUAAGCCUGAAAGACUGCCUGCGAGGAAGCACAAUAGCAAUGAAUAAACGCCGUUCUGCCUUCCUGUGUUUGUAUGCUGGUCGGCAGACUGUUUUUGCACCAUGACUUGUUACUUGUCGCUUACUGCCUGUUACUUGUUAAGGAUAAACAAGAUGGCGGUCCUCGCCGCCUUCUUCGUUACCAGCACCCCAAAUUAGCUGUAGUCUUAGUGACAAUAGUUACCACACCACCACACUUCUCAUGCUUGUAUAUACACCCUCACUCUCAGUCCUGUUGUAGAUUUUCCUGCGACGUCGUCUGCUCGCAUCCUAGUCAUCUACUCCAUCCUAAAGAAAAGUAAAGCCUUCACAGGAUGAUAAGAUUUGAAACAGUACGUCAUCUGUACAGUCUGAUCAUUUUCUUCUCGCAAAAGCUUCCACGAAACUUGUUACCGUGGUGAAACUUCGUUCCCGCAAAUUUGUAUGCUUAUAUAUAAGAUUAUUUUUAUACAUAAAUGAUUAUAAAUCAA
This is a messenger RNA of Portunus trituberculatus (swimming crab), 3974 nucleotides long. RefSeq names its product probable serine/threonine-protein kinase cdc7. Bases 1 to 2499 code for a protein of 832 amino acids. The record is from RefSeq and is a predicted model, not a curated record. The transcript has 8 exons. NCBI's taxonomy places the organism in Eukaryota, Metazoa, Arthropoda, Malacostraca, Decapoda, Portunidae.